CCAGCCCUUAGCAACCGGGGUUUACUGUCUCCAUCGCUGAACUUGUCCAUGUGGCUGGACACUUUUCAUAUAGAGUCAGGCAGCUGACCCUUUCCAGGGACAAUGAUUUCCGGAGAAUGGCGCACGCAGUACAUCGUGUCUACGAACGCGAGCAUGACAGAUGAAGGUGGCCCCCUCAGAGUGUACGUCCGUGAAUUCACCUGUGACUCCAAAUGCGAGGCAGUCACCGUCAGUUUUUAUGUCAAGACACCUGAAUGCCAGCUGUUGUCAGUAGUAGGAACCCUGACAAGCGACGAUAUCUACACAACAGACUUCUCGGGCCAAAAUUAUUUCCAAUUCCUUCACGUAUCCAAGGACUUUAUGGUUAUAUACAUUAAGAAUGUGAACGGUGAUAGUGUUACAGAAAUAAUGGAAGCUUUUGCACGGAAGCAGGAGACCCUUACGGAUCAACAGGUUGAUGCCUACUACAGAAUGAGUGAAAGAAGGGGUAUUUCACCGCAAAACGCCCAGUACAUCCCCCCUAAUGACAUCUGCCCUCAAUAAGAGCAUCAGUUUGCUUGAAGACGGUGGCACCAUCGGUAAGAGAAACACAAACAUCUCCAGGCCCCCGGCUCAUCAACACGAAGAUAAAAUUGUCUUUUCCUCUAAAUCAUAGUUUCCACUGCAUGGGCAGAGACCAUGCUUUUCCU
Molecule: messenger RNA, 689 nt
Organism: Talpa occidentalis (Iberian mole)
Lineage: Eukaryota; Metazoa; Chordata; Mammalia; Eulipotyphla; Talpidae
Product: allergen Bos d 2-like
Exons: 7
Coding region: 103-543 (146 amino acids)
Source: RefSeq, a predicted model, not a curated record